AUGAACAACGAACAAUUCCGUAAACUCAUAGGUUCGAACUCGCAAAAGAGUUCCAAUAGCAAAGAUGGCGCAUCCUCAUCAACCCCAGCUGUUAGAAAUGCGCUGGGCUCAAGACAACGAUCAAGUAUCCCAAUGACCCCACGCGCUGUAUCUGGUGCUCAAGCAGACUUUGCGCGACAACUUGCCGAGCGAAACGGUGCAGCUCGACCGCAAAGGAAAUUCAAGUCUUACGAUCCGAAGGGUGUCAAACUCGCUUCAGGUUAUACCGAUCGAUCGAAAGAACGUGACGAAGAGACGGAAGACGAAAGGGUACAGAAACUGAAAGACCUCGAAAAGCAGUUGAAGGAUGAGGAGAUCGACCAAGAGACGUUUGAGAAGCUACGAUUCGAGAUUGCCGGUGGAGAUUUAAGCAGCACCCAUCUGGUCAAGGGUCUUGACUUUAAACUUUUGAAGAGAAUUCGAGAGGGAGAAGAUAUCUACGGCGAGAAGAAAGAGGAUCCUAAGGAAGAGCCCGAGCCCGAACCGGAACCGGAACUCGAGCACGAAGGCGAGGGCGAGAUCGACAUCGACGAUGAAUUUGAGAAGAUGGAAAACAAAGAGGUCCAGGCGAUAGAGAAAGAGAAAACGGAGACGAAGAAGAAGGGCCAACUUUCUACAGUAUCUCUAGCACCAGGCAAAAAGCGAACACGCGAUCAAAUAUUGGCAGAGUUAAAGGCGGCAAGAGAAGCAGCCAAGGCACAACAAAACACCCUUGGAGAUCGGUUCAAGAAAGUUGGAAUUAAGCAAAAGGCCGGUUCACGAAUAGAGCGGGACAGCAAAGGACGAGAGGUUUUGAUCAUUGUGGAUGAAGAUGGACACGAGAAGAGGAAGGUUCGCAAAGUCCAACCUGGUGCCGAGGAAGAGGAGACUGACCGUUCCGGUCUCUUGAUGCCAGAUAAGGAUGCAAAGCCUUUAGGCAUGGAGGUCCCGGAGCAGUACAGGAAGCAAGAAGAGGAACCUGAAGAGGACAUGGACAUGGAUAUCUUUGAUGGCGUGGGUGACGAUUACGACCCCUUGGCUGGCAUGGACGGUUCAGACUCAGAUUCUGACGUGGACGACGAUUCCAAGAAGGUGAAACAACAGAAAACCGACGAAUCAACCGCAGAUACAUCAAUGCCACCACCACCGAAACCACAAGCACCCCGGAAUUACUUCCAAGGAGCCAAGACAGGUCUCGUAUCGGAGGAACAGAUCAAAGCGCCGUCGAUGUCUGAUCCUGCAAUCAUGGCAGCAUUCAAGCGCGCAGCAGCUCUCAACCCAAUCAAGAAAGACAAGGGAGAUAGUGACGAUGAUGACGAUGAUGAUGGUCAAGAUGAGGAAGCACAGAAGAAGGCUAUGGAAGAACGAAAGAAGAGGCUUCUUCAGAUGGCAGACCGAGAUGACCAAGAUUUGGAUAUGGGCUUUGGUACAAGUCGGUUUGCUGAUGAGGAAGACUUUGAUGAGAGCAAAGUCAAGCUUUCGAAGUGGGGAGGCAACAAUGACGACGACGAGGGAGAAUCAAAAGGUGGACCAAAACGAAAGAGAGGACCAAAGAAGAGAAAGGGCGAUGCUAAUAAUGCUGCCGAUGUGUUGCGGGUUAUGGAAGCACGCAAGAAGACAUGA
Molecule: messenger RNA, 1641 nt
Organism: Fusarium coffeatum
Lineage: Eukaryota; Fungi; Ascomycota; Sordariomycetes; Hypocreales; Nectriaceae
Exons: 2
Coding region: 1-1641 (546 amino acids)
Biological process (GO): mRNA splicing, via spliceosome
Cellular component (GO): nucleus
Source: RefSeq, a predicted model, not a curated record